Molecule: messenger RNA, 1536 nt
Organism: Penicillium cinerascens
Lineage: Eukaryota; Fungi; Ascomycota; Eurotiomycetes; Eurotiales; Aspergillaceae
Product: rhomboid family membrane protein
Exons: 3
Coding region: 1-1536 (511 amino acids)
Biological process (GO): proteolysis
Cellular component (GO): membrane
Molecular function (GO): serine-type endopeptidase activity
Source: RefSeq, a predicted model, not a curated record
AUGGCCGCCAACGAGUAUUACCACUCGAACAUCCCUAACCCUCCGAGCUAUGAUCAGGUCGCAGGUCAUUCGGGGGACCGUCUCCAUGUCGCCCCAGGCUACGGCUACGCCACGAGCAAUUACAACCACACCGACCCCUCCGCCCCCUAUCACAGCCGUGAGAGUCAACAAUCUUUGCAAUCAGAAAAUGGUGCCUAUCCGGCAGUUGGGCGUGUUACAGACGGCGACAAUUAUUCAGAGAACAUUCCGUUGAAGGCACAGACCCAGUAUGGGAACAAUCCUGAAUGGAUGCACCAGCAGACUGAGUACCCGCCCUCACCAGGGGCCGUGGAGGACCGUCGGCCACGUCCAAACAGAAAAAAGCCCGGCUUCUUUCAGAAGAAGCCGGCCUGGGUGACUUACACCCUGACGGCGAUUCAGGUUAUCGUCUUUAUCGUGGAACUAGUGAAGAGUGCUCAAUUGACAGGUUCACUUAUUGAGACUAAGCCCAUGUUUAAUCCCAUGAUCGGCCCUUCGCCAUACGUGCAGAUUUACAUGGGUGCACGAUAUGACCCAUGUAUGAAGAGUAUUCCGAACCUUCAGAACAACACCGUGCCCGUCUACUUGCCAUGCCCUAACACUACUACCUCUGCAUCCGAAUGCACAUUGUCGGAGUCCUGCGGGAUGGGCGGAGUGCCCAACCCCAAAGUGGGUGGCUCGCUGGAUGACAGUCCUUCGCCGAACCAGUGGUGGCGGUUCAUUACCCCUAUAUUCUUGCACGCUGGUUUCAUCCACAUCGGAUUUAACCUGCUGGUGCAGAUGACUAUGGGUGCAGAUAUGGAGCGAAUGAUUGGAAUUUGGCGGUAUACCCUGACUUAUAUGGCCAGUGGCAUCUUCGGGUUCGUCUUUGGUGGAAACUUCGCCACACAACUCCAGCCUAGUGACGGCUGCUCGGGCGCCCUGUACGGUAUUCUGGCUCUUUACCUGCUGGACCUGUUUUAUGACUGGCCACAGCGUGAAUCUCCGUGGGUAGAGUUGCUCAUCAUGAUUCUGGGUGUGGUCGUCUCCUUUGUUCUCGGCCUGCUUCCAGGUCUGGAUAACUUCGCCCACAUUGGCGGGUUCAUCAUGGGUCUGGCUAUUGGACUUUCUAUCAUGCGCUCCCCGAACGCUCUGCGGGAACGAAUCGGGCUGGCACGCCAGCCAUACGUCGCCAUGUCUGGCGGUGCCGGCCAGGCUGCCCCCGCCGCCGAGAACCGGAAGACGACCAACUUCACGGACUUCUUCAAAGGGAGGAAGGGCAUUGUUUCGUCAUCCGAUGAUAAUGCCGAUUCCAAGAGCCCGCUCCGCUUUCUCAAGGGCCGCAAGCCUCUGUGGUGGGCCUGGUGGCUGGUUCGCACGGGCGCCCUGGUCGCCGUGCUCGUUGCAUUUAUUAUGUUGAUUGUCGAUUUCUACAAAUACCCCUCGCCAAGAUGCUCCUGGUGCUACCGCUUAAGUUGUCUGCCUGUCAAUGGCUGGUGCAAUCAGGAUACCAUCAAAAGCGGUGGCAGCAGCGACUAA